Molecule: messenger RNA, 772 nt
Organism: Gadus morhua (Atlantic cod)
Lineage: Eukaryota; Metazoa; Chordata; Actinopteri; Gadiformes; Gadidae
Product: NACHT, LRR and PYD domains-containing protein 3-like
Exons: 2
Coding region: 38-772 (244 amino acids)
Source: RefSeq, a predicted model, not a curated record
CAUAGAGGGAGUGGUAGACAUCACAAAGCUCUGCCUGAUGGAGAUGAACCAGGAGGAACUGGCCGACAAGCUGGGCAGUGGAGCUGUUGCGGUCCAGUGGCAACAUGAACUCAAGGCUCAUCUGAAGAAGAAGUUCCAAUGUGUGUUUGAGGGAAUCGCUAGAGCAGGAGAGCAGAGACCUCUGAAUGAGAUCUACACAGAGCUCCUCAUCACAGAGGGAGGCAGUGGAGAGGUCAACAAGGAACACGAGGUCAGACUGAUUGAAAAGGCAUCCAGGAAAACAGCCAAUGAGGAAACACCAAUCAGAUGUGAAGACAUCUUUAAACCUGGACAAGAUAAACCAAUCAGAACAAUAAUGACAACCGGAGUGGCCGGCAGUGGUAAAACUCUCUUAACACACAAGUUCACUCUGGACUGGGCCGAAGGCAAAGCCAACCAAGACAUAGACUUUGCAUUUCUCCUCACUUUCAGAGAGCUGAAUUUACUGAAAGGGAAAGAGUUUAGCCUACUGGAACUUCUUCAUCAGUUUUCUGUUGAAACCAAAGAAUCAGGAAUCUACAGAUACGACCAUGACCAAGUAGUCUUUAUCUUGGAUGGUCUGGAUGAGUGUCGACUUCCUCUGGACUUCCAGAACAACCCGAUCUGGACGGAUGUCACCGAGCCGACCUCAGUGGACGUGCUGCUGACAAAACAUCAUCAGGGGAGUCCUGCUUCCCUCUGCCCGCAUCUGGAUAACCACACGCCCUGCCGCAGCCAAUCAGAUCCCUGCUGA